Nicotiana attenuata is the source of this 1112-nucleotide messenger RNA. RefSeq names its product PXMP2/4 family protein 4-like. Gene Ontology annotation, cellular component: membrane; cytoplasm. The coding region runs from base 69 to 827 and encodes 252 amino acids. NCBI's taxonomy places the organism in Eukaryota, Viridiplantae, Streptophyta, Magnoliopsida, Solanales, Solanaceae. The record is from RefSeq and is a predicted model, not a curated record. The transcript is spliced from 4 exons.
CCCCAGUACUUUUGUCACUAAUUUUAUCCGCAAAACCCCAAAAUCAUUCAAUUCAUUAGAACCCAAAAAUGGGAAUCAAUUUUCUAACAAGCUUAGCUAAACGCACCAUAAUUCAACAUUCAAAGCGCAGUUUCAUUUCCAAGAAUUCAAUUUCCAGAAUAUGGACUGAUUCUAACUCUUGUACUAACAAUUUCAAAACAACUACAGUUCCUACAACCCCUUCUUCUUUCUCAUCUUUGUUUAUCCUUCGAAAAUCAUAUUCAUCUGCCUCUUCAAAAACCCAAGUGGGAUUUUUGGGAUGGUAUUUAGGAGCUUUAGAGUCUCGUCCAAUUAUUACAAAAAGUGUAUCCUCUGCUAUUAUUUAUGCUGCUGCUGACCUAACUUCCCAGAUGAUUACGAUGUCACCUUCAGAUUCUUUAGAUAUAAUUAGGACUCUGCGCAUGGCUGGCUUUGGACUAUUAAUUUUAGGAACAGCUCAACAUUAUUGGUUUAACUUUGUGGGGAGGGUAUUGCCAAAUCGGGAUAUCGUUAGUACGUUGAAGAAACUGUUGAUGGGACAGCUUGCUUUUGGGCCUGUGAUUAACUCUGUUUUCUUCUCUUUCAAUGCUGCUCUACAAGGUGAGAAUGGGGAGGAAAUCGCUGCAAGAUUGAAGCGUGACCUGCUCCCAACAAUGAUGAAUGGCCUAAUGUACUGGCCGUUUUGUGAUUUCUUGACAUAUAAAGUAAUCCCUGUCCAUUUGCAGCCAUUGGCCAAUAGUGCAUUCGCAUAUGCAUGGUCGAUCUAUUUGACAUAUGUGGCAAGUUUGAAGAAAGCUGUUGCCGUUUAGUUUGUAAGCCCUGCUCUGCUCUAGUGAAGUCUCGAAGCGCGCAAGGAUAGAAUUUAAGAGAAAAUGAUUGCCGAUAAGCGCUGCAUAUUGAGGAGAUGAUAGCAAAGAGAAAAACAGGGUCUAGAGUAGAUUUUGAUUCAUUCUUACAUUUAUUUCCGUUAUUUUAAAUUUGCACUGUAUUGAUGAAGGAGAGUCGUUGAGAAUAUUCCACGCCUGUUACUUGUACAAAGUUGCAUUUCAUGGUGUUUGCAUUACACAGUAUAUCAUUUUACAUAACUUUUUCAA